AUGGCUCCCACUGACCACCUCCAUGUGACUACACCACUGAGAGAAAGCAUUCUUCUCUCUAAGUUGGCUGGCACCAAGGUCUAUCUCAAACUGGAAUGUGCCCAACCCACAGCUUCUUUUAAGAUACGGGGCAUUGGAAACUUCUGCAAAACGUGGGUGGAACGUGGGUGCAAGCAUUUCGUCACUUCCUCAGCUGGAAAUGCUGGCCUUGCGGUGGCCUAUUCUGCCCGGAUAUUGGGGAUCCCAGCCACCAUCUACGUCCCCUCCUGUACCCCAGCUUUCACUAUUGAGCGACUGAAGGCAGAAGGCAGCACAGUGUACGUUGAAGGAGAGAUAUUAGCAGACAGCACAAAAGCAGCUAAAGAGUUGGUGAAGAACAACCCUGAAUGGGUUUAUGUGCCUCCAUUCGAUGAUCCCUUGAUCUGGGAUGGUCACAUGUCUCUGGUCAGGGAGAUGAAAGAGCAGAUGUCCUCCAAACCUGGAGCAAUCGCCCUCUCGGUUGGAGGUGGGGGCAUGCUAUGUGGAGUGAUUCAAGGCCUACGAGAAGUGGGCUGGGAUGAUGUGCCGGUGGUUGCCUUGGAAACCAAAGGAGCUCACAGCCUGAAUGCCGCCUUGGCAGCUGGAAAGCUGGUGACCCUUCCUCAAAUUACCAGUGUCGCUACAACUCUGGGGGUGAGCGUUGUGGCAGCCGAGACUCUGAAGCUGGCUCAGGAGCACCCGACUUUCUCAGUAGUGGUCACGGAUCUAGAGGCGGUAGAAGCGAUUGAGAAGUUUGUGGAUGACGAGAAGAUCCUCGUGGAGCCUGCUUGUGGGGCUGCCUUGGCCAUUGUUUACAGCGGAAGGGUCCAAAAGCUACAAGCGGAAGGCAAGCUGACCCCCCAGCUGGACUCUCUCGUGGUGAUCGUGUGUGGAGGAAACAAUAUCACGUUGGCCCAGUUAAAGCAUCUCAAGACCCAGCUGGGCCUCUCGAAAGAGGAGGAGCCGUGGGAUGAUGACAUAGAAGAGAGCCGCAUCGCAAUGGCCAUGUGGUCUUCACAAAACAAAGGCGGCCAUUUUCGAGCUUCGUUCCAGACCCACCGUCAACCCUACGCUUAUUAAAACGCCGUUGCCUCAUGCCGUCUUCCUUCCUUCCUUCCUUCCUUCCUUCCUUCCUUCCUUCCUUCCUUGCCUUCUCUCUUACACAAAGGUGUCUGUGUGCCACAGGAACACACUGGUGGGAAUGACAGUCUGGGGCAGUGGUUCUCAACCUUUAUAGUGCUGCGACCCCUUUAAUACAAUUCCCACGAUGUGGAGACCCCUUUAAUACAAUUCCCCAUGAUGUGGCGACCCCAACCGUAAAAUUAUUUUUGUUUCGAAUUUAUCGCGCCUGAAGCCGUAUUGGCUAGCGAUCUGAACUGCUUGCGAUUGCCUUAAGGACAGAGGCAUUAAAGCGGAGACUCCUCCCCUAUGAAGUUUAUCGUGCCU
Molecule: messenger RNA, 1464 nt
Organism: Ahaetulla prasina
Lineage: Eukaryota; Metazoa; Chordata; Lepidosauria; Squamata; Colubridae
Product: L-serine dehydratase/L-threonine deaminase-like
Exons: 7
Coding region: 1-1098 (365 amino acids)
Biological process (GO): L-threonine catabolic process; L-serine catabolic process
Molecular function (GO): threonine deaminase activity; L-serine ammonia-lyase activity; pyridoxal phosphate binding
Source: RefSeq, a predicted model, not a curated record